Lutra lutra (Eurasian river otter) is the source of this 5265-nucleotide messenger RNA. It is a transcript of the gene PARD3B, whose product is annotated as par-3 family cell polarity regulator beta. Lineage: Eukaryota; Metazoa; Chordata; Mammalia; Carnivora; Mustelidae. Gene Ontology annotation, molecular function: phosphatidylinositol binding; protein binding. The transcript has 23 exons. Gene Ontology annotation, cellular component: apical junction complex; adherens junction; cell cortex. The record is from RefSeq and is a predicted model, not a curated record. Gene Ontology annotation, biological process: establishment or maintenance of epithelial cell apical/basal polarity; establishment of cell polarity; cell adhesion. Bases 144 to 3746 code for a protein of 1200 amino acids.
GCCCCGGGCCCUGAGGGGACGCCCGGAGAGAGGCGCUCGGGGGCUCGGACCCGCCGGCGUCGGGCGUACCCCGACAUUAGGGGCUGUGGCCGUGGGGCCGGGCACCUGUUCGGCCGGGCGCGGCGCGGGCACCGGGGGCUAGGAUGAAAGUGACCGUGUGCUUCGGCAGGACAGGCAUCGUGGUGCCGUGCAAGGAGGGCCAGCUGCGCGUCCGGGAGCUCACGCAGCAGGCGCUGCAGCGCUACCUGAAGACCCGGGAGAAGGAUCCGGGCUACUGGGUGAAGAUUCAUCACUUAGAAUACACAGAUGGAGGAAUCCUGGACCCAGAUGAUGUUUUGGCAGAUGUCGUUGAAGACAAAGAUAAGCUGAUUGCUGUGUUUGAUGAACAAGAACCACUCCACAAGAUUGAGAGCCCCAGCGGAAACCCUGCAGGCCGGCAGAGCCCAGAUGCCUUUGAGACGGAAGUGGCUGCCCAGUUGGCUGCGUUUAAACCAAUUGGUGGGGAAAUUGAAGUGACCCCUUCUGCUCUGAAAUUAGGCACUCCACUGCUGGUGAGGAGAAGCAGUGACCCAGCUCCAGGCCCACCUGCUGAUGCCCAGCCCAGGGCUUCACACCCCAGUGGCCAGAGUCUGAAACCCGUUAUUCUAGAUUCCACACAGAACUUAGAAGAUGGAGAAGUUAUGAAUGGUGUACAGACCGAAUCACUGACAUCGCUGAAAACCAAGGAUGCACUGAGCGAUAUGACAAGAACAGUGGAUAUUUCUGGGGAAGGAGGCCCCUUGGGAAUACACGUGGUGCCCUUCUUUUCAUCUCUGAGUGGAAGGAUUCUAGGACUCUUCAUCCGCGGCAUUGAAGAAAAUAGCAGGUCCAAACGGGAGGGACUAUUUCAUGAAAAUGAAUGUAUUGUAAAAAUCAACAGCGUGGACCUCGUAGACAAAACCUUUGCUCAGGCUCAAGAUGUCUUCCGUCAGGCGAUGAAAUCGCCCAGUGUGCUCCUCCACGUGCUUCCACCUCAAAACCGUGAACAGUAUGAAAAAUCAGUCAUUGGACCGCUUAACAUUUUUGGUAACAAUGAUGGCAUUUUGAGAACCAAGCCACCGCCUCCUGUCCAUGGAAUAACGGGAAUAAAAACCAUAACUCUCACAGGAACAGGGGGUCCUGAAGAGGAUGCUUUGACCUCUCUGCAACAAAGCAAGAGCCCCCGGGUACCAAGACUGGGUAGAAAGCCAUCUUCUCCCUCACUCUCCCCUCUCAUGGGGUUUGGCAGCAAGAAGAAUGCAAAGAAAAUUAAGAUUGACCUAAAGAAAGGCCCUGAAGGACUGGGUUUCACUGUGGUUACCAGAGACUCUUCCAUACAUGGGCCUGGUCCCAUUUUUGUAAAAAACAUUUUACCAAAGGGAGCAGCAAUAAAAGAUGGCCGCCUACAAUCAGGGGACAGAAUUUUGGAGGUAAAUGGCAGAGAUGUCACUGGGCGAACACAGGAAGAGCUUGUGGCCAUGCUGAGGAGCACCAAGCAAGGAGAGACAGCAUCGCUGGUCAUCGCCCGUCAAGAAGGGACUUUUCUUCCCCGAGAGCUGAAAGGAGAGCCCGACUGCUAUGCGCUCUCCCUGGAAACGACCGAGCAGCUCACCUUCGAGAUCCCCCUGAAUGAUUCGGGUUCUGCUGGUCUCGGCGUGAGCUUGAAGGGGAACAAAUCUCGAGAAACUGGAACGGACUUGGGAAUUUUUAUCAAAUCCAUCAUCCAUGGAGGUGCUGCUUUCAAGGAUGGUCGUCUGCGGAUGAAUGACCAGCUAAUUGCCGUUAACGGGGAAUCUCUUUUGGGAAAGUCCAACCACGAAGCUAUGGAGACACUGAGGCGAUCGAUGUCCAUGGAAGGAAACAUUCGAGGGAUGAUCCAGUUGGUGAUUCUGCGGAGACCAGAGAGACCACUGGAGGAGCCUGCAGAGUGCGGGGCAUUUUCUAAGCCAUGCUUUGAGAAUUGUCAAAACACUAUAACCACCUCCAGGAGAAAUGAUAACAGCUCAUUGCAUCCCUUCGGCACUUACAGUUCGCAGGACAAACAGAAAGUGCUGUUGCUUCCCAGUGACGGAUGGGCAGAUCCUGAGGUCCCGCCUUCUCCACCACCACAUCCCGUUCUGGAAUUGGGCCUUGAAGAUUACAGCCACAGCUCUGGGGUAGAUUCGGCGGCGUAUUUUCCAGAUCAGCACAUCCAUUUCAGAUCUGUGACACCGGCCAGGCAGCCCGAGUCAAUGAAUCUGAAAGCCUCAAAGAGCAUGGACCUUGUGUCAGAUGAAAGCAAAGUCCACUCAUUGGCUGCUCACAAAUCGGACUCUCCAAGCAAAGAUUUCGGUCCAACUCUGGGUUUGAAAAAGUCCAGUUCCUUGGAGAGCCUCCAGACUGCGGUUGCUGAGGUCAGGAAGAACGAACUUCCCUUCCACAGGCCCCGGCCGCACAUGGUCCGCGGCCGCGGCUGCAACGAGAGUUUCCGGGCAGCCAUUGACAAAUCCUAUGACGGACCGGAAGAGCUCGAAGCCGACGGUCUGUCUGAUAAGAGCUCUCACUCCGGCCAAGGGGCUCUGAGUUGUGAAUCUGUCCCUCAGGGGAACCCUGAGCUGGAGGACGGGGAGCAGAAAGCCAGGAAAAUCAAAAAACCGAAAGAGAAGGAGAAGAAGAAGGAAAAGGGCAAACUGAAAGUCAAGGAGAAAAAGCUGAAAGAGGAAAAUGAAGACCCAGAGAGGAAAAUAAAGAAGAAAGGGUUCGGUGCCAUGCUGAGAUUUGGAAAGAAGAAAGAUGACAGGGGUGGCAAGGCUGAGCAGAAGGGCUCUCUGAAGCAUGGAGGCCUGAGGGGAGAAGAACUGGAAAAAAUGAAAGAACGUGAAAGGAUUGUAGCAAAACACCAGGAGCUAAGGGAAAAGCAGGCAAGAGGUCUUAUUGAUUAUGCUGCUGGUGCAACUGGAUCGCUGCAUGAUAUGGACGAUGAUGAAAUGGAUCCCAACUAUGCCAGAGUGAACCACUUCCGGGAACCGUGUGCAUCAAGUGUCUACAGGUCACCAUCUCCGCCUCGGGCUGGACCACUGGGUUACCACCGGGAGAGCCGUCCGCUGUCUCCAGAGAGAGACCACUUAGAGGGUCUCUAUGCCAAGGUCAACAAACCAUAUCACCCACUGGUGCCAGCUGAAAGUGGCCGGCCUGCAAGCACGGACCGCAUCCAGAAGUUGCGGAAAGAGUAUUAUCAGGCCCGGAGGGAAGGAUUCACCUUAUAUGAGGACGACGAGGGAAGAGCGAGGCUAGAUUAUGACCUUCACUGGGUGUCUGGAAAGGGUCCAGAUGGGAAUGCACACAACAUCCGCUUUGAGGGAAUGGAGAGACAGUACGCGUCCUUACCCAGGGGAGGACCAGCCGAUCCCGUAGACUAUCUGACGGCCACACCUCGAGCGCUCUACAAGGAAAGGGAGCUUCCAUAUUACCCGGGGGUUCAUCCUGUGCAUCCUCCCAAAGGGAGCUACCCCCGCCCCCCAGAUCUGAGGGUCGCAGACCUCCGGUAUCCUCAGUAUUACCCUCCUCCGCCAGCCCCCCAGCAUAAAGGACCCUUCCGACAAGAUGUUCCACCUUCCCCCCCUCAGCACCACAGAGUGCCAACCAAUCCAGAAAUGGGUAGACCAGGCCCCCGAGGGGGCAGCCCAGACCAGUAUCCCUACCGAGCCCAGGAUCCCAGGCAGAAGAGCCCCAUGACUGCAGCCGUGUAGCUGAAUGCCGCCAAGCUCAGCCCGGCCCAGGGAGGGACACGUGUGACAUCACCUUUGCCCUUCCUAGACUUUCAGGACUUCCUCCUGUUCAGACUUCUCCAUGGGAUGGAUGGGUUUUUCUCACCGAGGUUGCAACACUUGACUGCUUGCCAGAGGCAAAGAGGAGGGGACAGGAGGGCGGGGGAUCCCGAGGAAGAGGGAGGACGGGGGUCUUACAGUUACUGCCUGAGAGUCGAAAGACGUUUAGGAUCGUUCAGUUCAGUGAGAGCGGCAGUUAAACAGGCAAAUAACAAUGGAGACGUUGCACACAGGGCCUCUCUGGUGCACACGAGCCCCAUGGAAUUGGCCGCGCAGAGACAGUCUCUGAGGCUCGGGCUCAGCCCCUUUAGGAAAGCUGUUAAGUCUGAAGAGUGGCUGCAAAUACAAGCAUCUUAAAUGAGUAGCUUUUUUUUUUUCCAUUGGGAAAACAAAACAACAGCAAACAUGACUCAUGAUAUCCUUGAAAUGUUUAUACCCAGAGGAAGGCUGCAUUUCCCUAUUUGCAGAAUUUGUCAGGCUCCCGGUACCACUCAUUUGGCAGAAUUACUUUAUGUUUUCUUACUUUUUAUAUUAGAAGAAAAUAAGAUAUGAAUGCAGUAGUAAUGUCCUGGGAAACCGUGCAAAGCCAGUCAGGGCUUCCAGAAGGAAUAUAUUCUGUGGACCAGGUUAAAGAGGGCCCAAAAUCCCGUGGUCCUCACCUUCCUUCCCCGCAAGUCCCAGGCAAAACACCACUGAGAGAUCAGGUUUCAGAAUCAUCCCCAAAUCUCCUGCCUGUAAUUUUCGUAACCCCGGGCCUCUACUUUCAGGCUCCUACUUGAGGGCUAAAAUGUAGUUGGGAAAAGGAGAUCCUGAUGGUUAGGUUACAUAGGAAGCAAUGCUCUGGAGACGCCAAUUCAUUGCACAAUCAGUGUCCAAUAGUGCCAUCUGCACUGGGGACAGGGAGGGGCUGACUGUGGCCUUUGGGGUUGAUAACUAGGAGGUGGAAGGUGGCAGUGACUGACCGUGUGUGUGUGUUUGUGCGUGCACACAUGUGUGUGUAUGUGUGUGUGUGAAGGCAUGUGAUUACCAGAAUGGAGAACGUACGAUAAAAAUGCUUUCUGGAAAGUUUGAUGGGGAAGGAAAUAAAAGGGAAAAAAAGUCAGAAGGGAAAGGAAAAGAGGCGUGAAACCAGAUCAUUAUUUAUCUGCUGUAUUUCAGUCACAAACAUCAGGGCAACACCAAGGCCAGCAUCUCCAACUGGAAGGUCUUGCGGCUAUGAAAAGCCGACACCCCCUCCCUCCAAAACCCAUCAUGUUUCCUUUGAACUUUGCAGUGAUUUUCUACUUAUUCCAGCAGGACUUCUAAAACUUCCAACCUGACCCAAAUGAGCACACAACAAAAGACUGAGGACCAGCAAAACAGCAAGCUUGAAUUGUUCGGGGACGCUUAGACUUUAAGCCUUUGCUGCUCCUUCUCCAUUCCCUCCGAACAAAACAAAACA